Messenger RNA from Aspergillus calidoustus, 2663 nucleotides. The record is from the annotation of a GenBank genome assembly. Lineage: Eukaryota; Fungi; Ascomycota; Eurotiomycetes; Eurotiales; Aspergillaceae.
AUUCCCACUUUCUUCUCCGUCACCGAUCAGAUGGACAACCUGCAGCCGUUUCCACGCUCGAGAAUCCAGCGGACACGGACGGGCUGCCAAACAUGUCGAGCCCGGAAGAUCAAAUGCGAUGAGCACAGACCUGUAUGUACACAGUGUCACAAAGGCAAUCGAUCCUGCUCGUGGUUCAUGGAGCAAAAGCGAUCAAGAGCACCGAGGAGACCCAAUGCCACGGCGUGCGAUGCUUGUCGGGAGAAGAAGCUCAAGUGCGUCGGCGAAGUUAAUGAUGUUUGCGAGAGAUGUAAAGCUCUAGGUCUUGAGUGCGUGAGAACGCGCCGGGAUGUUGAUUCGGACUCUCCGCCUCAUUCAGACUACAUCAACGCGGCGCAGAAUCAUACUACUCAGUCAGUACAUACACAUUCAUCCCAUCACGGCUCAAGAAGAGAGCUCUCGCUACCGAUGGAUCACACAUCAUCAAAUCAUACGGCUUUAGGUCAACUUCCCGUUGGGAACGAGCUCGAAGACUUGGUCCAGCUCUACUUUUCGUCGGUGCACCACUUUGGGUUCCUGACUUUUAUUCAUCCCUACCACUUUGCCCGCCUCCUAGAUGAAGGGGAAGUCUCUCGCGAACUGACUUUGAUGAUGAUUGCCAGUGCGACGCGGUUCGGUGCCCCGGUAACGCCGGAAAGUAUUGCGAGGGCAGAUGCUUGGGCUGAUGCGGCCAUUGGUACUCUGAUUCCUCGUAUCUAUCAAGGUUAUGGGGCUGUUCAACUCAUGGCCUUACUCCUCGCACAACAUUAUGAUAUGCACAGGGGCAACAGGAGCACCUCUGCCUAUCUUCUGGGGGGAAACUGCACACGUAUGAUGCAGACGAUGUCUCUUCACACGUUUGACCGGACAUACCCAGCAGACUUUCCUUCUCAACAGACCUUAUCACCUCUACUCUCGCGGGAAGCCCUUCGCCGCGUCGCAUGGUCUACGUUCUAUCUAGACUCAAUGACCGACGGCGGGCGUUAUGGCUCCCAGACGGUUGACGAACAUGCAUAUCGCAUCCAGCUCCCCUGCGACGAGGAGAGCUUUCUCGGUAAUGAUCGCGUCGUGACGGAGCCGCUGUUUCCUGGUCAAGUCCUCUCGAAUGUGACAGCUGACAACCUCCCCCACGCAUCUCUCGACAUGUCGGCCUACAUCCUACGCACCGCUGCGGCCCGUCGUCGGGCACUGCACUUUGCGUUUCGUGCAUCCUAUCAGGAGCAAAGUGUGGAAAGACUAUCAAGAGAUCUAUUAGCCCUCCAGGCCGAUACAGAAGAGGUCUUUGCAGCGUUGCCGCAGCGCUUCCACUUUAUCCCUGACAAUCUUCUACUCCAUCGCAAUCGGCUGACUACUUUUAUUCUACUGCACGUUUUGCGUCAAAAUCUCUUCAUCAUCCUCGGGCGGGCAGCUUUACAAAUCUACCUCCGGGACUCGACGAAGUCGGCCUUGGUGUCACAGGUCCGGCGCAACAGGAUCACGCGAGCACUUGCCGUCGCAGACGUGGUCUCUGAAGGGCUCAGGCACACAAUAUGCUUCGAUCCUCAUAUUGGAAUUCAGGCUUAUGUUGCACUUGAAAUUCUCCUCUUUGAACCCCGGCGCCUAGCGAGCGAGGACCCAUCUAUCGACCCAAAAGCAGCCGAGCUGGUGGAAGCGAUCACUCACCUCCUCACCAUCAUCAGAAGCAUCGCAAGGCGAUCAGAGUUCAUCAAGCACCUCCAAUCCAUCGAGUCGUGCGAUGCGACUGUACGGAUCUCCUGAAUAAUCAAGAUCUAGCUCUUAUUCGAAGUAAGCACCCUCUCAUCGGCCAGGACGUGGCAGAGUACAACUUCCUCGACUUCCGAGGAGCCAAGUUGGAACGCCUCGAAAAGCGCAGCAAGGUUUUCGGUUCAAGUGUUCCCAUAGAGGAAGCGCCGGAUGAAGUCCUCCUCGACGACUCUCCACCUCUGGCACUUGCAAGGCCCAACCAAGUGAAUCCCACCGAGGAAGCGCCGCCAUCAUCGAGUAGGAUCGAGCCCUCCGUCUCGCCAAAUCCGCCUGGCGAUCCGGGUAUCGAGGGCUAUGGUUCUAUGCAAGAUGGACAACCCUGGCGGGACUUGAUCGAGCCCGAGAAUGGCGAUCAUAUGUUUUCGUCGCUGAAUUGGCUGUGGCCGUUUGAGGAGUGGGAGGACCAAAUAGGCGACCCGUCCGGGUUUUCAGGACUCCUGUAGUAUAGUACAGUUAUUACGAGUUCGCGAGACAAGUUGCAGUAUCUGUAUAGUAUCUUGGUUGGGACUGAGUUAAGCGGCCAGGCUCCCAAAUGUGUGUCUAGCGAAAUAGGAAGGUGCGACCGACCGCCUAGAUGGAUUGCAUACGGCAGGUCGCCGGGCAACCAAGCUCCGGUCGCUCCUGCCCUGUAGAGGCCCUCGGAGGCCGAAAUCCCCAAUGGGAAGGAGCGAUGGUGAUCCCGUCUCGUUGGAAGGCCCCCCUUGGCGCGGCGGAGCGGUCGGCGGAGGCACGUGAAGAAUUCGUCCGAAAGCACCAAGUCGCGGCCGCGUCACCACGGAGCGCGAUUGCGCUAAAGGUCGAGUGUAAAUUAGUGGACUUAUCGAGGUAAAAAUGAGAGUGGGUGCAGAUAAAGCAAACAAACAAAGAAUUUGUGAAGAAAG